AUGUCCAUUAUCAACACAUCACAUUUUGAAAUUACCACCUUUUUCUUGGUUGGGAUUCCAGGGCUGGAAUAUGCACACAUCUGGAUCUCCAUCCCCAUCUGCAGCAUGUACCUUGCUGCUAUUCUAGGAAAUUGCACCAUUCUUUUUGUCAUCAAGACAGAGACCUCCUUGCAUGAACCCAUGUACUAUUUCCUUUCCAUGUUGGCCCUGUCUGACUUAGGUUUGUCCCUAUCUUCUUUGCCCACCGUGUGGAAGAUAUUACUGUUCAAUGCUCCUAAAAUUUCUGCUGAUGCCUGCUUUGCUCAGGAAUUUUUUAUCCACGGAUUCACUGUAUUUGAGUCCUCAGUGCUCCUGAUCAUGUCAUUUGACCGCUUUCUGGCCAUCCACAACCCUCCGAGAUACAGCUCCAUUGUUACUACUGUCAGAGUUGCCCAAAUAGGAGUGGCAUUCUUUUUCAAGAGCUUCCUCCUGGUUCUUCCCUUUCCUUUCACUUUGAGAAGGUUGAAAUAUUGUAAGAAAAGUCAAUUAUCCCAUUCCUACUGCCUCUAUCAGGAUGUCAUGAAGUUGGCUUGCUCUGACAACCACAUUGAUGUCAUCUAUGGCUUUUUUGGAGCACUCUGUGUUAUGGUAGACUUUAUACUCAUUGUUGUGUCUUAUAUCCUGAUCCUCAAGACUGUGCUGGGAAUUGCAUCCCAAAAGGAGCAGCUCAAGGCCCUCAAUACUUGUGUCUCACACAUCUGUGCAGGGAUCAUCUUCUAUCUGCCCAUCCUCAACCUUGCCAUCCAUCGCUUUGCCCAGCACGUGUCUCCAUUCUUCAAUGUUCUCAUGGCAAAUGUUCUAUUACUUUUGCCUCCACUGAUGAAUCCUAUUGUGUACUGUGUGAAAACGAGGCAAAUUAGAGUGAGAUUUGUAGCAAAAUUAUGUCAAAAGUACAUAUAA
Molecule: messenger RNA, 939 nt
Organism: Diceros bicornis minor
Lineage: Eukaryota; Metazoa; Chordata; Mammalia; Perissodactyla; Rhinocerotidae
Product: olfactory receptor 51A4-like
Biological process (GO): G protein-coupled receptor signaling pathway
Cellular component (GO): membrane
Molecular function (GO): G protein-coupled receptor activity; olfactory receptor activity
Source: RefSeq, a predicted model, not a curated record